Messenger RNA from Melozone crissalis (California towhee), 1852 nucleotides. Its product is annotated as calcium/calmodulin-dependent protein kinase type IV-like. The transcript is spliced from 12 exons. Bases 260 to 1852 code for a protein of 530 amino acids. Gene Ontology annotation, molecular function: calcium/calmodulin-dependent protein kinase activity; calmodulin binding; ATP binding. The record is from RefSeq and is a predicted model, not a curated record. Gene Ontology annotation, biological process: protein phosphorylation. Lineage: Eukaryota; Metazoa; Chordata; Aves; Passeriformes; Passerellidae.
CCAUCCCUCCAUCCUCCCAUCCCCGCAUCCUUUCUCCCUCCAUCUUCCCAUCCCCGCACCCUCCCAGCCCCCUGAAGCCCCCCCGAAGAUCUGAGCCGUGACGCCCCGGUUCGGGGAGCACCGGGAGGGCCCUCGGGCAGGCUCAGCCCCGGAGCCGCGGGCUCGGGACCCCCCGUGCCCACCCUCGGCACGGCCGCCCCGCGGCGGGGAUGAGGCGGCACCGCAGCAGCUGCAGGCAGCUGGCAGCCCCCAGCCCACCAUGCCGACGUCCAAGAGCGAGGGCGAGAGCGAGUUCUGGAUCGAUGGAUCCCACCGGGAGGCGGCACUGGAAGAUUUCUACGUCGUGGGGCCCGAGCUGGGACGGGGAGCCACCUCGGUGGUGUUCAGCUGCCAGGAGAAGGGCACGGGAGCUCCCUACGCUGCCAAGAUCCUGAAGAAAACGAUUGACAAGAAGAUUGUGAGGACGGAGAUCGGGGUCCUGCUGCGCCUCUCGCACCCCAACAUCAUCAAGCUGAAGGAGAUUUUCGAGACGCCCUCGGAGAUCGCGCUGGUGCUGGAGCUGGUGACGGGAGGAGAACUCUUUGACAGGAUCGUGGAGAGGGGGUUCUACAGCGAGAGGGACGCGGCGCACGUGGUCAAGCAGAUCCUGGAGGCUGUUUCGUAUUUGCACGAGAAUGGGGUCGUGCACCGGGACCUGAAGCCGGAGAAUCUGCUCUAUGCUGACCUGUCCCCCGAUGCACCCCUCAAAAUCGGUGACUUUGGGCUCUCCAAGAUCGUGGAUGAACAGGACACCAUGAAAACCGUGUGUGGGACACCGGGGUACUGCGCCCCCGAAAUCCUGCACGGGUGUCCCUAUGGACCAGAGGUGGACAUGUGGAGCGUGGGGGUCAUCACCUACAUCCUGCUCUGUGGCUUCGAGCCCUUCUUUGACCCGCGGGGGGAUCAGUACAUGUACGGCCGCAUCCUCACCUGCGACUACGAGUUCGUGUCCCCCUGGUGGGACGAGGUGUCCCCAAACGCCAAGGACUUGGUGAGGAAAUUGAUCGUUUUGGAUCCCCAGAAGAGGCUGACGGUUCACCAGGCCCUGCAGCACCCCUGGGUCACUGGGAAAGCAGCAAAAUUCGCUCACAUGGACAGCACGCAGAGGAAACUGCAGGAAUUCAACGCCAGGAGGAAACUGAAGGCUGCCAUGAAGGCCGUGGUGGCCUCCAGCCGCUUGGGCAACCACGGCCACCACGACUGCUCCCGCAGCGGCCGCGGCCAGGGGGGACCCCGGGGCCUGACCCAGCCCAAGGGGAACGGCGGCCCCGGGGCUGGCAUGGAGCUCAGAACGUUCCAGAGUGACCACCCCAGUGUGGGCCCAGUGGCCUCAUUCCAGAGUGACCAUCCUGCCAUGGUCCAGAGUGACCACCCCACUACAUUCCAGAGUGACCACCCCAAUGUGGGCCCGGUGGCCACGUUCCAGAGUGAUCAUCCCACCAAGGGCCCAGUGGCCACAUUCCAGAGUGACCACCCUGCCAUGUUCCAGAGUGACCACCCCAAUGGGGCCCCAGUGGCUACAUUCCAGAGUGACCACCCUGCGAAGGGCCCGGUGGCCACGUUCCAGAGUGACCACACCACCAAAGGCCUGGUGGCCAUGGCCCAGAGUGACCACCCCACCAUGGUGCAGAGUGACCACCCUGCCACGUUCCAGAGUGACCACCCCGCCAAGGACCUGGUGGCAACGUUCCAGAGUGACCACCCCAAUGUGGGCCCGGUGGCCACAUUCCAGAGUGACCACCCCACCGUGGGCCCAAUGUCCGUGUUCCAGAGUGACCAACCCACCAUGGGCCCGGUGGCCACGUUCCAGUGA